AUGAAGAACAGCGUUGCUCUUCUGGCCCUUGCCGCCGGCGUCAGCCAGGUCGCUGCUACCGGCUGGAACAAGUUCCCCUCCUUCACCUCCCCUGAGAACACCGACAACAAGUGUGAUGACAAGCAGAAGGGAGGCUUCUCCUGGAGCGACCUGACCCCGGGAUCGUUCAACAACUACGGUGGAUUGGACUUCAAGGGCUGGACCUGUGAAUCCGACUUCUCCAAGCGCGACCUCCUGGCUCCCCGCACUUUUAACAAGGGCAAGGUCAUCUCUGGCUCUUGCGGCCAGAAGAAGGAGACCUCUCCCUCUUUCGGCUGCGGCACUGGCUCCGGCGCUCCCGACAAGUUCUCCAUCAUCCACUUCGACGUGACCGUCGAGUUCGACUGCGACCUCGAGUUCCACUAUGACAUGCCCGACGGCUCCAGCUGCAAGCACCGCUCUGCUUGCUCCAAGUCCGGAACCACUGUCAAGAACUCCCAGUGCGGUGGCGCCAAGAACGUCACCAUCGUUUACCCCCAGCAGCCCUCCAAGCCCAAGUCCACCUGCGGUGUCGGCAUCCACACCAUCAACUUCGACUGCAGCCCCCCCGAGACCUCCAAGCCUCCCAAGACCAAGACCAGUGCUCUCCCCAGCGCCACCACUCUGAGCACCAAGACCCACGACAAGCCUGUCAAGACCACCACUGCUGCCGAGGAGACUUCCACCGCCGUUGUCCCCUCCGUCUCCAAGCCCGUUGAGGAGACCAGCGCCGCCACCAAGCCCGCCACAACCGCCCCCGUCAAGGAGACCGAGACUGCUCCCGUCCCCAGCAAGGGUGAGACCACCUCUGAGGCUCUUCCCUCUAUCUCCAUUCCCGGCAAGGAGUCGACCACUGCUGUUGUUCCCUCCGCUUCCAAGCCCGCCGAGACCCCUGUCGAGUCCAAGCCCGUCGAGGAGACCUCCACUGCCGUCGUUCCCUCCGCCUCCAAGCCUGUCGAGGAGACUACUGCCGCCGUCCCCUCCGCCUCUAAGCCGGUUGAGGAGACCACCCCCGUUGUCACCAAGCCUGCCGGCGAGACCACCGCUGCCCAGUUCCCCAGCGUCUCCAUCCCUGUCAACGGCACUCAGCCUGCCCAGACCGAGACCGUCCCUGCCGUCACCACCCCCGUUGUCCCGGAGACCAAGACCACCGUCUACGACACCACCUCGACCAUCUACACCACCCGUGUCGAGACCGUCACCUCUUGCGCUCCCGAGGUCACCAACUGCCCCGCCGGCUCCCACGGCCUGGUCACUGUCACGGUUCCCCUCACCACCACCGUCUGCCCCGUCACCGAGACCAUCGUUCACACCCCCGGUCCUGCUCCUUCCAAGCCCGCUGGCCAGCCUUCCAAGGGUGUCUCUUCCGAGAAGCCUGUUGGCUCUGGCUCUGUUAUUAAGCCCUCUGCCACCAAGCCCGCCACUCCCGUUGAGACUCUUCCCUGCCCCGACGUCGUUCCCCAGUGCCUGAGCACCUGGAUCUGGUCUUCCGGCUGCACUGACAACUCUGACGCCAACUGCUACUGCCCUGACGCCAAGUUCGUCGAGAACGUCUUCUCCUGCAUCUACUCCUACGGUGCCAGCGACGAGAUCAUCUCCAAGGCCACUCAGUUCUUCCAGGGCAUCUGCGCUCCUCACAUCCCCGAGAACCCCGCCAUUAUCACGGUGCCGGCGACAAUUACCACGGCCAUCACCGUCUCGGCGACCAAGCCCGCCGCCACCAACCCUGCCGAGUACACCACCAUCACCGUUGACAAGACCAUUGUCGUCCCCUGCGUCACUGACGGCACGACCGUUCCCGGCUCUUCCACCACGGCCACCAUCAAGACCACCAUCGAGGUCCCCCACGUCUCUUUCGCCACCGACUCGGCCUCCGUCGUCGUGCCAGUUCCCGCCCCUUCCACCCCGGCUGGCACACCCGCCGCGACUGUCUCAUCCCAGGCCCCGGUUGCUCCCUACCCCACGACUCCCGCCGCUGGCGCCACCAAGACCGGCCCUGUCGGUACUGGCGGUGUUGCCGUCCCUACCACCACCGGUGUUGUCACCGCUGGUGCUGGCAAGGCUACCUUCGGCCUCGGUGCCGUCGUCGCCAUUGCUGCCCUCGCUGCUUUCUAA
Molecule: messenger RNA, 2133 nt
Organism: Colletotrichum higginsianum IMI 349063
Lineage: Eukaryota; Fungi; Ascomycota; Sordariomycetes; Glomerellales; Glomerellaceae
Product: Adhesin protein Mad1
Exons: 2
Coding region: 1-2133 (710 amino acids)
Source: RefSeq, a predicted model, not a curated record